AAUUAAUGCAUCGUCAGCAUAAAAUAAUGUGUGUUUUGAAUAAUAAAAUUAAUAAAUGUAUUUAAAUAACGACUUGAACACAUUCAAAUGUUGAUUGAAUAUCAUGAUUCUCAUCAAUUACGUACUCCUAGCUGUUUUUAUAUCAUACUGUUCUAUUGUGUCUGCAAGUCGUUUUGGGAAUGCUAGCUUGUGUCCAAAAGCAACGAAAUAUGGUAAAAGACCUCCGAAAUCAUGCACUCGGCCAACGGACCCAAAUAAUCUGCCUGCUUCAAAACUAGAAUCCUGGUUCACGAGAGAAAUGUUUGAAGACCUAUUCCCAUUUUCCAAUCUUGGAUGGGGUCCAUCGAGUUGCUGGCCAUAUUCUUACGAUGCAUUUAAAAUUGCAUCCAGAUACUUUCCAGAAUUUGGAACUUCGAUUAAUGUGAAUAAUAAGAAGUAUUCUGAGGAUGCGAAUAAGAAACGAGAUUUGGCGGCUUUCUUUGCCCAUGCUAUUCAAGAAACUGGAGAGAAUAACAUUGCCCUCUAUGGGAAGCUGUCCGAUCAGAUGCUUCAAACUGUUUCUACCGUGGAGGAUUUUAUAACUGGUUUGAAGGAGGGCCAAUAAGUAGCUUUUUGGACCCUAAAACUCCUGGUUAUACUCCAUCCGACGGAAAUUCAUGUUCAUCUGCUGGUCUUUAUUGUUCUGCUUCUGAUCAAAUAACUUAUUUCUAUCCAUGCUCAAAUUCAACAGUAUCAAAUACUGCUGCUCCAUAUAAAGGAUGUUAUUUUGGACGUGGAGCCAUUCAAAUUUCGUACAACUACAACUACGGACAAUUCCAAGAUUGGUUGAGAACUGUAAAUAUUAAAGUUGAUUUAUUAAAAGAACCAAAUCUUGUAAUGACUAAAAUGGAUCCACCACUUGCCGUUCUGGCUUCUCUUUGGUUCUAUAUGACACCUCAACCACCGAAACCAGCAAUGCAUGAUAUUGUAAUGGGAAACUGGAAUAGUGGAGCAAAGAAUGCAGCAGCUGGAUAUGAUGGACCAAUCUUUGGACCAACUUCAUUGAUCAUUAACAAUGAAUGUUCUGGAGAAGAUCCAACAAAUCCAGGAGGUCCAGGAGAAUCUAGAAGAAUCAAGGCAUUCAAAUGGUUCAAUGGAUAUUUUGGUUCCCCCGUUGGACCUGAGCAUACAUUGUCCUGUAAAAUGAAGCUGGACGCGAUUUCCCACAAUUUAAGUUAUCAACCUAAUUGGCUUACAUCCUGGAAAGAAGAACCAUGUGAUUGUGCUCCUGCAAGUUAUGGAGGACUUGUGAAUUACUAUGACCCAGUUUAUUAUCCAGCAAAGUUUGCAGCUCAGAAUGAAAUAAAUCGCAAAAAAUGUAUCAAAUCGAUUUAUGCAAAACCAUCAAUGUAUUCAAUGGACAAGAAAACUUCUGCAUGUCUUAAUCACUAA
Molecule: messenger RNA, 1431 nt
Organism: Caenorhabditis elegans
Lineage: Eukaryota; Metazoa; Nematoda; Chromadorea; Rhabditida; Rhabditidae
Source: the annotation of a RefSeq genome assembly